Messenger RNA from Sitophilus oryzae (rice weevil), 980 nucleotides. RefSeq names its product EF-hand calcium-binding domain-containing protein 1-like. The transcript has 4 exons. The record is from RefSeq and is a predicted model, not a curated record. Bases 1 to 864 code for a protein of 287 amino acids. Lineage: Eukaryota; Metazoa; Arthropoda; Insecta; Coleoptera; Curculionidae. Gene Ontology annotation, molecular function: calcium ion binding.
AUGGAGACUACACCCACUCCCAACCCUCCCCAGCCCCCCAAGGUGUCCCCCAGUCCGAGGCUGAGCAUGCGCCAGGGUGCCAUAGCCCUGCGGGGUAUCGCCAGGUUCAUUCACUGUAUUCGAAAUAGACAACCGAUAUCUGGUGAAGCCGCAGGGACGAAAACUGGCAAGGGCAAGGGGAAACGAACUAGAAGAAUGGGAGAGAAGGAAACCUACAAGUGCUCCCCCAAGUUGAUGGAGAAGCUGCGGAAGGAGACACUGUUUACAAGGAACGAAAUCGAAGCAUUGUACAAAAUCUAUAAAAAGCUGGUUACGUUCAACAAAAGCACAUCCAAAUCGACGAAAUCUGCCAGUUCUAUUAUUACAACUGGUACAACAGUGUCUGAAGGCAUAGACAGGACAGUAUUCAGGGAAGUUCUUCACAAUACCUUCGACAUAAUAACGGAAAACAUGCUGAUGGACAGAAUUUUCUGCGUGUGGGACAAAAUAAACUGUGGACUAAUUUGUCUGGAGAAUUGGUUCCAAGGGAUGUCCUUGUUUCUUAAGGGCAAUACAGCCAAGCAAAUCGACUAUUGCUUUGCUGUUUAUGACUUGAACAGCGAUGGGUUUAUCACUAAAGAUGAAAUGUUCCAAUUAUUAAAAAACUGCCUUAUUAAGUUUCCCCAAGAAGAAGACCCAGAAGAAAGCGUAAGAGACUUGGUGGAUAUAGUCAUGAAGAAAAUGGACAAGGACAAAGAUGGUAAAGUCUGCUUGGAAGAUUACAGAGAAACGGUUUCUGGAGAACCACUCCUCCUCGAAGCUUUCGGAAGGUGUCUUCCAACUGAAGGUUCCAAAAUCACCUUCUUAACCACGUUGAGAUUUUAAAAUAAGCUUUUUAGAUUAUUCAAUGCAAACGCAACGAUAUCUCAGAGAUUUGAACUGUACAGGGUGUCCGACUAAUUGAAUAAACUGAGUUUUUACAAAAUUUUGCCUAGAUAAGG